AAGGAUUCCGGGCCCGGGCACACCCAGGGUGUCGUGGGGGGCCACCUGGGCCCUCAGUAGCAGCGUCUUCUUGCAAAAGAGCCACCGCACCCCGGGCUGCAGCGGAGUAAGUGGAUGUAGGAGCCCGACAGCAAACUGCAGUGGCCGACCCGGGCGGGUUUCGAACCUCUGGCCUUGCUGAUGAAGUGAUUGAGAAGACGCCGUGAACUCCUCUACUCUGUAGUCGGGACAACAUGGAUCAGCCAUUUACUGUCAGUUCUCUGAGAAAGUUGGCUGCCAUGCCAGACCACACAGAUGUUUCCCUCAGCCCGGAAGAGCGAGUCCGAGCACUGAGCAAACUGGGCUGUAACAUCACCAUCAGCGAAGACAUCACUCCCCGCCGCUACUUCAGAUCUGGAGUGGAAAUGGAAAGGAUGGCAUCUGUGUAUUUAGAAGAAGGAAACUUGGAAAAUGCCUUUGUUCUUUAUAAUAAGUUCAUAACUUUGUUUGUGGAAAAGCUUCCCAGUCAUCGAGAUUACCAGCAAUGUGCAGUACCGGAAAAACAGGAUAUUAUAAAGAAACUGAAGGAGAUUGCAUUCCCAAGGACAGAUGAAUUGAAAAAGGACCUUUUAAAGAAAUAUAACAUAGAAUACCAAGAGUACUUGCAAAGCAAAAACAAAUACAAAGCCGAAAUUCUCAAGAAGCUGGAGCAUCAACGACUGAUAGAGGCGGAAAGGAAACGAAUUGCUCAGAUGCGCCAGCAGCAGCUGGAAACGGAGCAAUUUCUGUUUUUUGAAGAUCAACUCAAGAAGCAAGAGUUAGCUCGAGGCCAGAAUCCAAGCCAGGAAAGCUCCUCCUUGUCUGAGCAGAUCAGUGGGAGUGCUUUGUCCUGCUUCUCUGCACACCAGAACAACACUUUGCUGAAUGUCCUUGCAGAUCAGCCCAAUAAAAGUGAUGCAAGCAAUUUUGCCACUCACUCUCCUCCAGUGAACAGGGCCUUAAAGCCAGCUGCAACUCUAAGUGCUGUUCAGAAUUUAGUAGUUGAAGGACUACGGUGUGUAGUUUUAUCAAGAGAUCUUUGCCACAGAUUUCUGCUGCUGGCAGAAUCUAACACAGUGAGAGGAAUAGAAACCUGUGGAAUACUUUGUGGAAAACUGACACAUAAUGAAUUUGCUAUCACCCACGUAAUAGUGCCAAAGCAGUCUUCGGGACCAGACUACUGUGACAUGGAGAACGUAGAAGAAUUAUUUAAUGUCCAGGAUCAACAUGACCUCCUCACUCUGGGCUGGAUUCAUACACAUCCAACCCAAACAGCAUUCCUGUCCAAGUGUCGAUAUCAUACUCAUUGUUCUUAUCAGCUUAUGUUGCCAGAGGCGAUCGCCAUUGUUUGUUCACCAAAGCAUAAAGACACUGGCAUCUUCAGACUCACCAAUGCAGGCAUGCUUGAGGUUUCAGCUUGUAAAAAGAAGGGCUUUCACCCACAUACCAAGGAACCUAGGCUAUUUAGUAUAUGCAAACAUGUAUUGAUAAAAGAUAUAAAAAUAAUUGUGCUGGAUCUGAGGUGAUGUGUCCUGAAGAUAAGCCAAGUCGACUCUGAACACCUACUCAUGGAAAUGUGACUGCUGGGUUUUCUUAAGAUGUUUCCAGAAAUGACUGAUAUUUUAUAUUUAUACAUUUUAGAACAGAAAGUUUGAUAUUUAUUGAGCCUAUACAUUUUGAAGUUUUCUUUUUGGAUUGUUCUGUCUUGAGAAAGGUCAUAAUGUUGUUGAUUUAAAACCUAUUAAUGUACCCAAAUACUAUGACCAGAUAAUAAAUUGUGUUGUCAACAA
Molecule: messenger RNA, 1808 nt
Organism: Suncus etruscus (white-toothed pygmy shrew)
Lineage: Eukaryota; Metazoa; Chordata; Mammalia; Eulipotyphla; Soricidae
Gene: STAMBPL1
Product: STAM binding protein like 1
Biological process (GO): protein K63-linked deubiquitination
Cellular component (GO): endosome; membrane
Molecular function (GO): metal-dependent deubiquitinase activity; K63-linked deubiquitinase activity; protein binding
Source: RefSeq, a predicted model, not a curated record